Messenger RNA from Camelina sativa (false flax), 625 nucleotides. Lineage: Eukaryota; Viridiplantae; Streptophyta; Magnoliopsida; Brassicales; Brassicaceae. The record is from RefSeq and is a predicted model, not a curated record.
CCUCACUUAGUGUAUCAUCUUCCAAAAUAUCCAAUUGUAAGAGGAUAUCAGAAGAGAAUUAGGAAUAUCUCUGUUUGGUGAAAAGACGCAGGAAGAAGCAGAGCUACCAAAGGUUUGUAAUAAGAUAACAUGUGGAAUGAUUGAUGUAGCGAAACGUUUGUUCGAUGAAAUUGGGAACCAGAGAAAUUUGUGCUCCUGGAACUCAAUGAUUGGUAGUCUAGCUACUCACGGGAAACACAACGAAGCUCUUGAGCUUUAUUCACAAAUGUUGCGAGAAGGAGAAAAACCAGAUGCAGUGACAUUUGUCGGGUUGCUGCUAGCUUGUGUUCAUGGUGGGAUGGUAGUGAAGGGACAAGAAUUGUUCAAGUCCAUGGAGGAAGUUCACAAGGUUUCGCCAAAGCUAGAGCACUACGGAUGCAUGAUCGAUCUCUUGGGACGUGUUGGGAAGCUGGAAGAAGCAUGUGAUCUCAUCAAAACAAUGCCAAUGAAACCAGACGCUGUUGUAUGGGGAACUCUUUUAGGUGCUUGUAGUUUCCAUGGAAAUAUUGAGAUUUAUCAGUUUCUUGAUGAAAUUUUCAGAUUCACUUUGUCAUUUUCUUAUGGGACCAACUGUAAAGGACACUAA